Messenger RNA from Telopea speciosissima, 1351 nucleotides. RefSeq names its product pyrophosphate--fructose 6-phosphate 1-phosphotransferase subunit alpha-like. The coding region runs from base 1 to 1125 and encodes 374 amino acids. The transcript has 12 exons. Lineage: Eukaryota; Viridiplantae; Streptophyta; Magnoliopsida; Proteales; Proteaceae. Gene Ontology annotation, biological process: response to glucose; photosynthesis; glycolytic process. The record is from RefSeq and is a predicted model, not a curated record. Gene Ontology annotation, molecular function: 6-phosphofructokinase activity; diphosphate-fructose-6-phosphate 1-phosphotransferase activity. Gene Ontology annotation, cellular component: cytosol.
AUGUAUAAAUUCACAACCAUGCUUGUGUUUGCUGCUUUUUUUCAGUAUUAUUAUUUAAUUCGACUCAUGGGGAGAAGGACGUCUCAUGUUGCUUUGGAAUGCACACUCCAAUCAAAUCCAAAUAUGGUAAUACUCAGUGAGGAGAUUGCCUCUUCAAAGCUCACCCUUUUUGAUAUAACAAAACGAAUCUGUGAUGCAGUUCAAGACAGAGCAGAGCAAGACAAAUAUCACGGGGUGAUUCUUUUACCUGAAGGGCUUAUUGAAAGCAUACCUGAACUAUAUGCUCUUUUACAGGAAAUACAUGCUCUACACAAGAAAGCGGUCUCUGUUGAGGAAAUUUCAUCACAAUUGUCUCCUUGGGCAUCUGCCUUGUUCCAGUUCUUGCCACUAUAUAUCAAAAAGCAGCUUCUUCUUUCACCUGAAUCCGAUAACUCUGCACAGUUGUCUCAGAUUGAAACCGAAAAACUUCUAGCUGAACUAGUGGAAACAGAGAUGAACACACGAACGAAAAAUGGAACAUACAAAGGAAAGAAAUUCAAUUCUAUUUGCCAUUUCUUUGGGUAUCAGGCCAGAGGAUCUCUUCCAUCAAAGUUUGACUGUGAUUAUGCCUACGUUCUUGGACAUGUUUCAUAUCAUCUUCUUGCAGCUGAUGCCAAUGGUUAUAUGGCCACAGUGUCCAAUCUCAAGAAUCCUAUCUCUAAAUGGUGUUGUGGAGGUGCUCCAUUGACGACAAUGAUGACCGUAAAGAGAUUGUUGCAUGGACCGACAGUUUCUUCGGUUGGAAAACCAUCCAUCCAUCCAGCUCCUGUGGAUUUGAAAGGAAAGCCAUAUCAGAUGCUGAUUCAUGAAGCUGAAAAGUUAUUGAUGAACGAUCUUUACCGUAAUCCAGGACCAAUUCAGUUUAAGGGACCAGGUUCUGAUUCCAAAGCCAUUUGUUUGUGUGUAGAAGACCAGGAUUACAUGGGAAGAAUAAAGGAAGUGCAAGCUAAUCUAGAAAUGGUAAAGAUGUUGGUGAAACCAGGUUGCUCACAAGAAGUGUUGACAGCCGCCGUGACUACCAUGGCCUCAAUUGUGAAAAUCCUGUGUCUCAUGUCACCCUCUACUAAAGGCGAAGCUCAAUCAUGAGCACAAUCUCUCCCUGAUCAUGAUGAUACUUUAAAUAGAUGACUUAUGGCAAGAGACCAUCAUGAGAAACCGAAAUGGACUAUGUGCCCAUCAUUUGUUCUUUGUGCAACAGUAGAGCCAGAUGGAAGUUUCCAAUACAAUCUGUGAUUACAAAUAAUUGGCUACUAAGAGAACCAACAAACAAGCUUUUUUAGGUCAUUGAGAGAAUCCAAGAAACAAGAUUUUG